GCCGGUUUGUAUCAGGCUGGGCAUUGGUUCCAGAGGUUGGUCCCUGGUCUCCAGUGUCGGUUCUUUAUCAUUGAAUGGUUAUAAUACAGACAGAGGCCAUUCAGCCCGUCCUGUCUGUGCAGGCUUUUUUCAAGCGCAAAUCAGCUAGUCCCACUCCCCUGCCCAGGACCACAAGACCAGCAGCAGAUAUUACCCAUCCCCAGUUACCUGUGGAGAAGAUAAUGUUUGACCUUCUUGAACCGCUGCAGUCCGUGUGGUGAAGGCGCUCACACAAUGAUGUUAGGCAGAAUUUUUCAGUCAGGAAACUCAAACCAAACAUCAUAUCAGAAUCUGAGAGAGUCGCCCAAUUUAUUGAAACCUGAAUAUCAUCGGAUUUUGAACAUGGUAGGUAAAAGCACCGUUCACAGUGGAGAGAAACUGUGGAAAUGUGGAGACUGUGAUGAGGGAUUCAGAUUUCCAUCUGACCUGGAAACUCAUCGACGCAGUCACACUGGAGAAAGGCCAUUCACCUGCUCCGUAUGUGGGAAGGGAUUCACUCAGUCAUCCAGUCUGCUGAGACACCAGCGAGUUCACAGAGGUGAGAGACCAUUCACCUGCUCUGACUGUGGGAAGGGAUUUGCUCAGUCAUCUAACCUGCUGAGACAUCAGCGAGUUCACACUGGGGAGAGACCAUUUACUUGCUCAGAGUGUGGGAAAGGAUUCGCUCGGUCAUCUGACUUGCUGACGCACCAGCGAGUUCACACUGACGAGAGACCUUUUAAAUGCUCAGACUGUGGGAAGUGCUUUAAAAGUUCCCGGGACCUGAUGCUCCAUCAACGUGUUCACACGGAUGAGAGACCAUUCAGGUGCUUUCAUUGUGGGUCUGCAUUGAGACAGUCAUCUCAACUCACUGAGCACCAGCGAGUUCACACCGGGGAGAGGCCAUUCACCUGCUCUGACUGUGGGAAGGGAUUCGCUCAGUCAUCCAACCUGCUGACACACCAGCGAAUCCACACUGGAGAGAAACCUUUCACCUGCUCUGACUGUGGGAAGGGAUUCACUCAGUUAUCCACCCUGCUGAAUCACCAGAGUGUUCACACCUUUUAAGUGCCCAGAAUGCAGAAAGUGCUAUAAAAAUUCCAGGGAGCUGAUGUCCCAUCAAUGUGUUCACACUGAUAAGAGACCUUUUAAAUGCCUGGCCUGCGGAAACUGUUUUAAAAGUUCUGGGGAACUGAUGCGCCAUCAACGUAUUCACACUGACGAGAGACCAUUCAGGUGCUCUCACUGUGGGACUGGGUUCAAGACAUCAUCUGAUCUCACUGUACACCAGCGAGUUCACACCGGGGAGAGGCUGUUCACCUGUCCCAACUGUGGGAAGGGAUUCACUCAGUCAUCCACCCUACUGACACAUCAGCGAGUUCACACUGGGGAGAGACCAUUCAUCUGCCCCAAGUGUGGAAAGAGAUUCACACAGUCAUCCAACCUGAUGAGACACCAGCGAAUUCAUAAGUAGCUAGAGUGAGUGGAUUUUGCUGGUAAUCACAGAGGACUGAACCGUGUUCAUUGGGUCUGUUUCUACCGAUGUUAAUAAUUUCCAACACA
This is a messenger RNA of Carcharodon carcharias (great white shark), 1581 nucleotides long. RefSeq names its product gastrula zinc finger protein XlCGF8.2DB-like. The coding region runs from base 274 to 1086 and encodes 270 amino acids. The record is from RefSeq and is a predicted model, not a curated record. NCBI's taxonomy places the organism in Eukaryota, Metazoa, Chordata, Chondrichthyes, Lamniformes, Lamnidae. The transcript is spliced from 2 exons.